Toxorhynchites rutilus septentrionalis is the source of this 6279-nucleotide messenger RNA. RefSeq lists its product as uncharacterized. The record is from RefSeq and is a predicted model, not a curated record. The transcript has a single exon. Gene Ontology annotation, biological process: DNA integration. The coding region runs from base 1 to 6279 and encodes 2092 amino acids. Gene Ontology annotation, molecular function: nucleic acid binding. Lineage: Eukaryota; Metazoa; Arthropoda; Insecta; Diptera; Culicidae.
AUGCAAGAUGACAUCCAGAAUAGCUGUCGUGCAUGUGGUGAGGCCGACAAUAGCCGGAUGGUUGCUUGCGAUAAGUGCGAAGCUUGGUGGCACUUCGACUGCGUAGGAGUUGGAGAAAGCAUCUGCGAGAAGGAUUUUAUCUGUCAGGAGUGUGUCCCUGGAGAGAAAGAACCCGAUGCCACAAAAAACGCACCUAAACCACCUAACGUCGCCGGCUCGGACGUCGGAUCGUCUGCCAGCAGCACCCGAAACAGAACGAAGCUUCGCCUGAUGAAACUACAGGAACAGAAGACAAUAAUGAAACGACAGUUGGAACUGGAACAAGCUGAGCAGCGGAGACGCCACGAAGCGGAAAGACUCCUGAAGGAAAACGAAGUGGAGAGGAAACAACUCGAAAUCGAUGAGCAGUUUUUGCUGGAAAAGUACCGCGCGUUAGAAGAGGAGUGCGACGACGAAUGUAACGACCAAAAAAGCCGGAAAUCAGUUCAGAGCAGCAUCAGUAAAGUCAACCGAUGGCAGGCACAACAUCUAGGGGGUAUAGUUAACUCUACCUUAACCACCCAAGAAACAGUUCCAGUUUCGGAGUCGACUACGACAGCUGUCGUCCAGGUUCCAACGCAUUCCAAAGCACACCAGCCAGUGGCAAACGCUACAACCGUUACGAGUGUGUUCAAACCAACAAUCCUCGAAACCGCCCCAAUCGCGACAACAUCGGCAUCCAACAGUAGGAGCGCUGGUGUAGUAGCAGUGCAAUCGAGCCACUCGAGAGUUCCAGUUUCCACAUCGAGUUCAUCCAUACCGGUAUUUCCGAAGAAUACGAUGCCGCGACCAACUCCUGCUAUGAAUGGUGCACCCAAUCAAAUCAGUCAUCCUGGGAAUAGUACCACCCAUCAUUUGGGAGGAUUACUGAAUCGAACUUCUAAACAAUAUCCGUUAGGGUUUCCACAAAUAAGCGAUGAGAACAUCAACUAUAGAAGCCAGGUGAAAGGUAUUAUGUCAGGAGAACCACAUUAUUCGCGAGGCAAUAUGAUGCCUGCACAGGAAAUGUAUCAAGGCAGUAACGAUAAUCCGUUAAUAGGAGUAAAUAUCUCGCAAGGUAGUACGAUGCCUGAACAGGAAGGGUAUCUAGGUAGCAAUAAUAAUCCAGCAUACCUCCCAUCCUACCACAGUUAUCCUUAUCCAAUCGAUCGAAGUUGUCCUUUACCUCCGGGGUUAUCUGGGGCAAACCCGUCGCAACUGAAUGUGCAUUAUCCUCCCGUAGUUCAUCUACCGUCGUUAAACGAAAUGGGGCCCACACCCCGACAGCUGGCUGCGCGUCAGGUGAUGUUAAAGGAGCUUCCUACGUUCUCAGGGAACCCGGAAGAAUGGCCUUUAUUUAUAAGUUCGUUCACCAAUUCCACUAAUGCCUGUGGUUUCACGAAUGCGGAGAACCUGAUGCGAUUGCAUCGAUGUCUACGAGGACCCGCUUUAGACGCUGUACGAAGUAGGCUUUUGAUUCCGGAUUCUGUUCCGCAAGUAAUAUCCACACUGCAGACUUUAUAUGGGAGGCCGGAAAUAUUAGUGUAUGCUCUGUUGAAGAAGGUUCGCGAAGUUCCAGCACCAAAGCCCGAUAAAAUCGAGACGCUCAUCGGAUUCGGAAUGGCGGUUCAGAAUCUCUACGACCACCUUCAUGUUAGUAAUCAGGAGGCACAUUUGAACAACCCUACGUUGCUUUAUGAAUUGGUGGAAAAGCUGCCGGCCAAUCUUAAGUUGGACUGGGCAAUGGUCAAACGUCAACAACCGGGAGCAGAUCUUCGAACGUUCGCUGCGUACAUGUCCACUAUAGUAUCUGCAGCUACGGAAGUUACUCUGAUAGUGGACCAAAAGCCGAGUCAAUCGAAGCACGAUAGAUCAAAGGAAAAGAAUUUCUGUAACUCACAUUCAGUGGAAGCUCACAGUCAACCCAAGCCCAUGGGAAGUAGUCCUAUGGGGAAGCAGUGCCUCGUGUGUCAAGAUCCCUCGCACAAAGUAAAGGAUUGUACUACAUUUCAGAAGAUGGAUGUCGACAAUCGAUGGAAAUUGGUACAGAAGUUAUCGCUGUGUCGCAAGUGUUUAUUUUCGCACGGCAAGCGCCCAUGCAAAUCUAAGGGACGUUGCGACGUAGAAGGUUGUGAGUACAGGCAUCAUCCGUUGUUGCAUUCCACCGCGAAGAAGAACAGUCCAACAACGUCCAGCAACACUGCAGUGCAGAACCAUCAUCACUUCGGGCGAGGAUCACUGUUUCGCAUCAUUCCCGUGACGCUGUACGGGCGAGAACGAUCGAUUACGACGUUCGCUUUUCUAGACGAUGGAUCGUCUAUAACUCUGGUCGAAGAUUCGUUAGUUGAAUACCUAGGUAUCGAAGGCAAAGUCGAUAAUCUGUGUCUAACUUGGACGGCUAAUGUUACUCGCUCAGAGGAGCUGUCUAAACGGGUGAGUUUGGACAUAUCGGGUGUCGCACAGCAGAAGAAAUUCACUAUUGCUGAAGCACGAACGGUAAGGAACUUGGGAUUACCCAAGCAGACCAUGUGCUACGAGGAAUUCGUGGAACUUUAUCCACACCUCGCUGGGAUACCGAUCCAAGACUAUGAGGAUGCUGUUCCAAGAAUUUUAAUUGGAAAUGAUAAUGCACAUUUGAGUGUUACCUUGAAGAUGCGUGAGAGGAGAAUGGAUGAGCCCAUCGCCACCAAAACGCGACUGGGAUGGUCAAUCCAUGGUCCAACGGCGACGGUGGAAAAGAAACGGUGCUUCAGUAUGCACAUGUGUCAGUGUGCCAGUAAUGACGAAAGCUUGCACGAAUUAGUGAAGCAGUAUUUUUCGCUGGAUAAUAUGGGGGUGUCUUUGAAACGAAACGUAGAGUCCGACGAAGAUCAGCGAGCGAGGCGAAUUUUGCAAAACACUACACAACGUGUUGGCUUUCGUUUUGAAAUCGGCUUGCUGUGGAAGUACGAUAACUUCGAUUUUCCCGACAGCUAUUUCAUGGCUGUCCGAAGACUGGAAUGUCUGGAGCGAAGGAUGAAAGCGAAUCCCGAACUCUGUGUUGGUGUGAAUAAACAAAUAGAAGAAUAUAAAAGAAAAGGAUACAUCGUGAAGGCAACUGAAGAAGACCUGAUUACUGCGGAUCCUCGAAAAGUUUGGUAUUUGCCAUUAGGUGUGGUCAUCAACCUCAAAAAGCCAGGCAAAAUCCGCAUUUUCUGUGAUGCGGCCGCGAAAGUGGACGGAGUGAGUCUAAAUACGAUGCUAAUUAAAGGACCUGACUUACUAGUACCCUUGAAGUCGGUUCUGACCGGUUUCCGUGAACGGAGAGUAGCGGUUUGCGCGGAUGUGAAGGAAAUGUUUCACCAAAUGGUAAUGAGACGGGCAGACAGACAAGCACAACGAAUCUUGUUGAGGCAGAAUCCGAACCAGGAACCACAGGUUUACUUCAUGAAUGUGGCCACCUUUGGUUCUGCAAGUUCACCGUGUUCUGCACAAUUUGUUAAGAACCUUAACGCUAGCGAAUAUGCGGACCAAUACCCGGACGCGUCGGAUGCCAUAAUACGGAAGCAUUAUGUUGACGAUUAUUUGGACAGCAUGGACAGCGAAGAGGAAGCGAUUAGAAGGGCGAAAGAGGUAACAUUCGUCCAUUCGAGAGGCGGGUUUAUAAUUCGUGGGUGGAUGUCAAACUCAGAGAAGGUGUUACAAAAGCUGGGUGAGUCCACGAGCGCUGAAGUUAAGGAGUUAUCCAAGGAGAUCGGAAACUUCUCAGAACGAGUGUUAGGAGUAUUAUGGAUGCCACGAGUUGAUGCCUUCACGUACUCUGCCAACUUCGUUACAGUGCCUGAGUGGCCUACCAAAAGGGAGCUGCUCAAGACGGUGAUGAGUCUAUAUGACCCUCUAGGAUUUCUAUCGCACUUUACCGUUCACGGAAAAAUCCUCAUACAGGAUGUUUGGCGCAGCGAUGUCGCAUGGGACGAUAAAAUCCCAUCUGAGCUCAAGCAGCGAUGGGACCAAUGGGUUGCUCUUUUCCCCUCUUUGGAAAAGGUGCGCGUGCCGCGUUGUUAUUUUCCGGGGCAGUCGUCAACGAAAUUAAAAAAUAUACAAUUGCAUAUGUUCGUGGAUGCCAGUAUGGCCGCAUUUGCUUGUGUUGCUUAUCUGCGCGCUGAAGUAGCUGGACAAAUACAAUGUGCUUUGGUAACCGGGAAGGCGAAGGUAGCUCCACUCAAGUUAAUGUCUGUGCCCCGAUUGGAGCUCCAAGCUGCGGUGCUAGGGGCGCGACUGGUCGAGAGCAUCUGCUCCACUCACACUCUGCCUAUCACAAAGAGAUUCAUUUGGACCGACUCGAAGACAGUGUUGGGAUGGAUUAACUCCGAUCAACGAAGAUAUCGCCAAUUCGUGGCUUUCCGCAUUGGGGAGAUCCUUGAGAAAACAAAAGCCAACGAAUGGCAUUGGGUUCCCUCGGAUUCGAAUGCCUCUGAUGAUGCGACCAAGUGGAAAAGGGGACCGAAUUUGUGCCCGGAAGGUCGCUGGUUCGGAGGACCUGAUUUUUUACAUUUGAGUGAGGAGUAUUGGCCAUCAAUCCCAGAAGAGAAAUAUGACACAACUGAGGAACAGCAGUCCAGUAUGGUAAUGCAUCAUUAUAUCAUCGAUUCGGUGUUUGACUGGGAGCGGUUUUCAAAGUGGAACCGUUUGUCUAGAACCGUUGGGUUCGUGGUUCGAUAUCUCGGAAAUUUGAGGGCAAUAGCACGGCGACUUCCUACAACGAAGGGCCCGCUGAGUCAAGAAGAGUUGGCAAAAGCGGAGGCGUGGAUAUUUCAUUCAACCCAAAAAGAGAUCUUCGCAAAGGAAGUGACCAUGUUGUCUACAGUUGAUACUACAGGAAAAAGUGUGAGACUAAAUAGUGACAGCAAGCUCUUCAAACUUUCUCCGUUUCUUGAUAACAACGGCGUUUUGCGUGUGGAAACCAGGAUAAGUUUAGCAGCAUUUGCAUCAUAUGACACAAGAAAUCCUAUCAUUCUUCCUCGGUAUCAUCGUGUAACCAAGUUGAUCAUCUUGUGGUAUCAUCAGAAGCUUCUACACGGUAAUAUGGAAACCGUAAUUAAUGAGUUACGACAGCGAUUCCAUGUAUCCAACCUACGCACCGUCGUUCGAGGCGCAGUGAAGGAAUGUCUGCAUUGUAGAGUGUCCAAGGCAGUUCCUUCGGUACCCAGAAUGAGUCCUCUACCAGCGGCCAGGCUAAGGGCAUUUUUUCGACCGUUUACAUUUGUCGGUCUGGACUACUUUGGCCCAAUGACGGUCCGCGUAGGACGUAGCAAUGUGAAACUUUGGGUAGCGUUAUUUACAUGUCUUUCGAUCCGUGCUGUGCAUCUAGAAGUCGUGCAUUCAUUGUCGACAGAAUCGUGUAAGAUGGCUGUUCGGCGAUUUGUGGCACGGCGUGGAUCUCCGUCAGAAAUUUACAGCGAUAACGCGACAAACUUUCUAGGUGCCAGCAACGAACUUCGGAACGAGAUCAGGUCCAUCAACGGGAACAUAGCUGAAACUUUCACGAAUUCCAACACAAAGUGGUUAUUCAUUCCCCCGGCCUCCCCACACAUGGGAGGCGCUUGGGAGAGAAUGGUGCGAAGCGUAAAAGUUGCAUUUUACGCUAUCUCCACUACUAAGCUUCCCACGGAGGAGGUGUUUGGUACUGUUUUAGUGGAGGCCGAGAGCAUAGUCAACUCCAGACCUUUGACCUUUGUACCUUUGGAUGAAGAAAAUCAAGAAGCACUAACACCUAACCAUUUUUUGCUUAUGAAUUCAAAUGGAGUUGUGCAGCCUUCGAAAACGAUAGACGAUCCGGAUGCUGUAUGCCGUAGUGAUUGGGACUACUGUCGACGCAUGGUGGAUUUAUUUUGGCGACGAUGGAUACGCGAAUAUUUGCCCAUAAUAUCCCGAAGGACUAAAUGGUUUGGGGAGGUAAAACCGGUAAAGCAAGAAGAUUUAGUAAUCAUCAUUGACGAUAGAAAGCGGAAUGGAUGGAUGCGCGGACGAGUGCUGCAAGUACAGAUGGGCCAAGAUGGACGUGUACGCCAAGCGUGGGUACAAACAUCGACCGGAGUGUUGCGAAGACCGGUAGCGAAACUCGCGGUACUAGAUCUUGGUUCUGGUAAAACUGGUCCUGGGAGCGCUGACCAGUGUUACGUCCCGGGGAAUGUUGCGACGGUUACGAGCACAUACGUUAGACCCCUCGUUGCCACAGUUGACCCCAACGAUACCGUUGCUGGCGAGAUAGAUAGGAUCUGA